Molecule: messenger RNA, 2328 nt
Organism: Monoraphidium neglectum
Lineage: Eukaryota; Viridiplantae; Chlorophyta; Chlorophyceae; Sphaeropleales; Selenastraceae
Exons: 1
Coding region: 1-2328 (775 amino acids)
Source: RefSeq, a predicted model, not a curated record
AUGGGCGGCGACUCCCUGGCGUGCAGCAGCAGCUGCGCCGCUGCCGGCGACCGUGGCGGCGGCACAGGCCUCGGCGUUGGCAGGCACCACGUGCGGCGCGGGCCGCGCAUAUCGGUGCAGCUGACGCCGCUGCCGCGCGUGACCCUGGAGUUUGACCGCAACGGCCGCCGCGCCGGCGGCCCGCGGUCGAGCGGCUGCAGUGGCGCCCCUCGGCCGCCGCGGUGGCAACCCAGCGCUGGCAGCCGCGCCGCUGCCGGUCCCGGGAGCCUCCCGCAGUUUGCCCUGGGUUCAAGCGGCGGCCUCGCGCCGGCGCCCUACCAGGAAUGGGGGCCGUACCACCCUCCCUCACCGGAAGAACAGCAGCUGCUCCGCAGCCCCAGCGCCAGCCAGUCUGCGGCGGCAGCCGCGCCCGACGCCGAUGCCGCCGAUGCCGUGUUCAUUGACGGCCGCGAGCUGUCCGGCGUCCGCGCCGCGCCGGCCGAGGCGACCGCCUCGCUCGGCGCCGACGACCUGCCCGCCGACUGCGGCGCCGCCGUCGCCGCUGCCGUCGGCGAGACGCACCUGCUGCAGUUUGGCGCCAUGCUUGGCGAGGCGUCCUGCCGCGACGCGCUCGCGCGCGCGGAGGCCGCGGGGCCCGUCGGCUCGAGCAGCGGGUCGCUUUAUGGGUCUCCUGACACGGACGCAUUCUUCGGCCCCUGGGAGGCGGUUGUGCAGGAGACGGCCCCGGGCGUCCUCUACUGGGGCUGGCGCCGCCCGCUGCGGCGCGGGCUCUACCUCUACAUGACCCGCAGCGUGUUCCUUGGCGCCACGCCGUCAGAGCUGCGGGCCUUUAUGCUCGACGACGCCGGCCGCCUGCGCUGGGACAAGAGCAUGGCCGCGCUCGGCCCCGCGCUGGCCGCCGCGCGCAACGGCGGCGGCGGCGGCGCCGCGGCGGGCCAGCGCGAGUCGGACGUGAUGCACGCGGCGGUGCGCUUCCCCAAGCCGCUCGGCCAGCGGAGCUACACGUACGCGCGCCGCGUGUGGGCGCGGCCGUGCGACGGCGGCUGCUACGUCCUGUCGCGCGCGUGCGGCCAGCCCGCGGCGUGCGGCGCGGGCGCGCCGCCGCGCGGCGUGGCUGUGACAGACUACUGCAGCGGCGCGGUGAUCCGGUCGCCGCCAGCCGGCGUCGUCGGCGCCGACUACGAGGGGCCGGCGGCGGAGUGCCUGAUGAUUUACUUUGAGGACUCCCAUGUCAGGGCCGGCCUCGCUAACCUCGGAAUAAAGAAGGGCCUCUGGCCGAUGCUGCAGCGCACCGACCGCGCGCUCCGCAGCUACAUCCGCGCCGGCGGCGCCGACGCGGGCGCAGACGCGUUCGCGGGCUGCUGCGGCAGCAGCGCCACCGCGCCGUGCACCCCACGCAGCGGUGCACCCGCCGCUGCGUCUGCGAAUCCGGCGCGCCCCGGCGGCGGCCUCGGCCUCGGCCUCGGCGGCCUCCUGCGCUGCGUCGGCGCGCCCCUGCGCGCGCUCGCGUCAGCGGCAGGCGCGCUUUUGGGCCUGCAGGCGCGCGUCGCGUCGCUGCUGCCGCGCCUGGAGCUGCGCCUGCUGCGCUGGCUGGCGUCGCGCGUCGUCUCAGGCAGCGCCACUGCGUUUGCACGCAUCCCGGCGCCGCAGCUGCUCAUCCGCGGCGCCGGCAGCGCCGCCGCCACGCCUGCGCCCUCAGCCGCGGCCGCCGCCGCCGCGCUGCGCCGCGUGGGCUCGCACCCGCUUUGCGACUUUGCCGCCGGCCCGCCGCGCCUCGCGCGCUCGGCGUCAGUGGGCGCCGCGGCGGCGGGCGGCCUCGUUCGCGUCGGGUCGCACCCGCUCGCGGUGGAGGACCUGUCUUCGUCGCUCGACGCCCCCGAGACGCCGUCCGCGCCCGCCGCGCUGCUGUCGCGGUCGCCGUCGGCGCCCGCCCGCGGCUCCCCACAGCAGCAGCAGCAGCAGCAGCAGCCGUGCGCGUGCUGCGAGCGCGGCCGGCUGGCGUCGGUGGGUGCCGGCUGGCCGGACUCGCGGCUCGUGGCCGCGGAGGCUUUUGAGCCGCGCCCCCGCUGCCGGGCAUACCCCGCCAGCUGUCCCGCCGCCAGCCGCGCGGGCAGCGACGCGAGCGGCCCUGUCAGCGUCGGCGGCGCGAGCUGCGCUGCGACGGCGGCCGCGGCCGCCGCUGCGGGUGAUGCUGGGCGCCGCGGCGGCGUAAGCGGCGGCCUGCAGCGGCGGCGGUCGGGCGGGCGCCUCGUCAUGCGGCUGAUCCAGGCGGCCACCGUCAGGGCCGCCCACAAGCUGCUGUCGUCUCUCGACGCGCAGCAGCAGUGA